This is a messenger RNA of Calliphora vicina (urban bluebottle blowfly), 2717 nucleotides long. RefSeq lists its product as uncharacterized. NCBI's taxonomy places the organism in Eukaryota, Metazoa, Arthropoda, Insecta, Diptera, Calliphoridae. The coding region runs from base 282 to 2123 and encodes 613 amino acids. The transcript is spliced from 8 exons. The record is from RefSeq and is a predicted model, not a curated record.
GAUCUGACUUUUGAAGCGUUAUAGUGCUCGCGAACACACAAAGAAAACAAUAUUUUUCGAAAACGAAUAUAAACGAAAAAUAAAAGCUUUUUUGAAAUUUAUUUUUUUUUGCUACUGAGCUACAUUUAAAUAGCUAAACGAAUUUGUUUAUAGAGUAAAACAAAAAAAAAAAGAAAUAAAAAAACAACAACAAAAUACAAAAAUAAAAACUAUAGCAAGCAUCUAAUACAUUUGGUUAAAAAACAAAAAAGAACCCAGCAUUUUAUUUAUUAAUAUAAAUAAUGCAGUAUAGCAGCCGUUCUGAAAAUUAUUCUUCCUCUUUAAGAGAUUCGCCUUCAAAAUGGGGAAGUGGCAACAAGGAUAAUAAAGGCUAUGCCUACAAACAAGCUUCAUAUCAAUAUUCGACAUCGGGCACUAAUAACAAUUCAUACAGUGAUAAAUCGUCAGAUAAAAAUAUUGAUCAAUUAGAUGCUCUACUGGAAGAUUUAAAGAAUGAACGUGAAAUUACCAGAGAUAGAGAUCAUUCUUUGAAUUAUAGAACUAUCGAACGAUCCACAAUUGAAGAUCCUAUGAGUGGCACUGUUACCAAAACAACACGAGUCAUUAAAACCUCUAAACAUGCCGGAGGUCUUGAUGAUGUCGAAAUAUUGCCAUCAGCGGAUUACAGUACUUUAAGAUCAAAUGGUUCUGUAGUACGUAAUGAUUAUCAAACAUUGGACAAAUCCUAUGGCUCAAAAAAUCUUUCGCCUGGUGGAGGUUUCUAUGAAGCCAAAAAAACCAAAAUUUAUGAAAGUAAUCGUUCAUUGAACAAAGCCUCCGAACUAGUGCCAGUUGUAAGUGGAACAACUGCCACCACAGCUGACAUACAGGAAGAUUUUAAGAAUAUCACCAUAAAUGAAGAUAUUUUACCAGUACCCGGUACUAAGGUCACUACAACUGUACGCACCUAUACCUACGAAAUACCCGCAAAUGGCGUCAUUGCCCCAGCUACCUCAAAUACUUUAAACCGUAAAAACGUUGUCUACAAUACGGUGCAAACGAAUGAAACUAACAAUGUGGUACAUCCACAUCCCGUGCACGCCAUACCACAAACUGUAGUCUACAACACGGAAAGUUAUUCCACCUUAAAUAGGGGCGCUGAGAAGCCAAUUGUGAGCAAUCAAUCGUACGAAGUACGUGAACACUAUGAAUCGAAUACGUUGAGAAAUAACACGUUGCCAUUGCAACCACGAAAUCCACCACCACCAACUGAUACCACAAUUGUGUAUAAUAUUAAUAAUACAACAACUACUACCACAGAGCGCCCUGGUUAUCCACAUAGUCCAAAUUUAAGUCCCAAACCGGUAGCAUACACUACCGGACCGCACAGUCCUCACUCGCCACCGCACAGUGGUCCCACCACUAAUCGUUACUUUUACAAAGAGUCAACAAAUACCAUAAAUACUGUCCAUGGUGGUCCCGGAGGACCUGGCAGCCCUGGCAGCCCUGGUGGCCCUCCCAAUGAACCAUUGAUGAUGUCGCCCAAAAACACCACACCAACCUCAACAAGGCCCGUUGGAGGUUAUCCACCUAGUGGUGGUGUUGGUUAUCCACCAAAUGGUAAUGCACCACCUGGUGGUGUCACCUAUCAUUAUUCUUCGACCACAACAAAUACCAAUCGUCGUGGUCCUGAUUACGGUACGCCAUCACCUCAUUCAAUGCCACCGGCACCAUUCCCUGUCGACGGUGUUGAAUAUCCAGUUGGCAAUGGAAACCCACCACAGCGCGUUGAGGAACUUAUGCAAUCGUUUAGCAAUUCUGACGUUGUUGAUAGAAAAGAUUUGAAUACACCUCGUAAACGUGAAGUCGAAACAUCUGUAGCAUCACCAAAUCAACAACAAAUUGUGCCAUCCAUUAAUAGAGCCGGCAGAGAUGUUUAUUAUCCACCCGGCCAUGAAAUGAUGUUAACCAAACGCGAAGAAAUGCAUGCUGCUGGUUCACAAGGAGGCGGCCGCUGGGCUAAGGGUUCAGGAAUGUAUGAAUAUGAAUCUGGUUAUAAAUCAAAGAGUAAAACUAAAACAAGUGGUGCCAUGGUACCCGUAUGCUUGCCACUUUGUUGUGCUAUGCCCUGUUCAAUUAUGUAGAGAAGUCGUCUCAUGUUAUGAACGUGACUUUGUCGAGAAUCUGUGUGAAAUUUUCUCACAUUAAAAAACUAAUUGAUUAUGAUUUUUUUUUUAAUUUUUACGUUAUAUUUAUAGUCGGCCCAUAUAUAUUGUAUAUAUAAUAAUUGUUAUACUGCUAUUUUUGUUUUUAAUAAAUUAACAUUUGUUUUUUUAUGAAUGUUGAUACGUAAUGCUCCAGUUUAAUGUUUUACUCUUUUGCUCAAAAUGUUAAUUUUUCCUUAUUUUCCAAAUAAACUAACAUUUAAAGAAAGAUUUAAGAUUUACAUACAUAUAAAAAUAAAAUAUACUAAUAAUUUGAAUUUUUACAAUUCGCGUCAAAAUAAAGAGCGUUUAAAUAAUAUAAAACAUUUCUGAUGUAUCGAAUAUUUAGUAUAAGUUUAAUUAAUAUACAUACAUACAGCUUGUGUUGUAAUUUCGAAUUUUUAAGCAAUUAAUGUUAAAAUUAUUACUACUAUAAUACAAACAAAAAAAUCAAAUAUUGACUGUAACAAAUUAAUAUUGGAAAAAAUAAUAAAACCGUACGCUUCGGGCGUUUCUAACAAACCAAUUUAAAAA